Molecule: messenger RNA, 884 nt
Organism: Passer domesticus (house sparrow)
Lineage: Eukaryota; Metazoa; Chordata; Aves; Passeriformes; Passeridae
Product: maestro heat-like repeat family member 5
Exons: 6
Coding region: 36-788 (250 amino acids)
Cellular component (GO): cytoplasm
Source: RefSeq, a predicted model, not a curated record
ACAGGGCAACAGCUGCGGGCCGGGCGAAGGCUGUCAUGGCUCCGACUGAGGGCACGGCCAGCACAAACAGCUGGAAGCGAAGGACACCAAGGACUCGGGCCAUCUCAAAGAUGAACAGCACGGCCACUUGGACUGGGAUUCCUGCUCCCAUUCCGGAUAUUUUUUCAUCUCAGCAGCAGGUGGCAGCCAGGGUGGGGGACAUUCACCAGAGACUCGUGUCCCGUGUCACUGCGGACACGGGGCUGGAAACAGACUUUCUGAGCCUGGCUGAAGAACACCCUGCUAAUGUGGUGAUGAGCCUCCUGCGCUGUGCCCCAUCCUGUGACAGAGCUGCUGUACUGAUGUGGAGAAGCAUCGGCACGUCAAGACCCGCAGUGCAGAAGGUGCUUCCAGCACUGUUCUCUGUGAUAGAGGACAGGCCACUGUACAGUAUGUUUUUCUACAGUGGGGAUAACGAGGCCGUCUUUGCCCUGGCUGCAACUGUGGUGCUGUGGAAGAUUGCCCACAUGCCCGAGUGGCACGACGCAGUAGUCCUUCAUUCGGCCCAGCUGUUUGUGGCUCUGCUCUUCCAAGUUUUCUCCACCACAGAGCAGAUACCAGAAGAGGUUGAGGACUUCUGGAGAGCGUGCCAGGAGGAACACCGCCUUCCCACCAAGCCUAACAGGUUUGCAGUGCAGGCCGUGAAGGCUCUGCUCUGCCAACUGGGCUUUGAGAACAAGCUGGUGGCUCUGGAGUGCAAGCAGGUCUGGGACACCUGCUCUGUGCCGACACCCAGCAUUAUGCAGUAGGUCUGCUGGCCAGGGAGAUGCGCCGUGGCUUGGCCCCCUUGUGUUCCCGCAUCGCCUUGUACCUGCUCAGCCUGCUCAUCAGGAAGCAGCCACGCU